UCGCCAUGGCGACGGCGGGGGGCUGCUGUCAUGGCGGACAAGGAGGGGCGCGGCGAGGAGAGAUUGGUUCAAUUGUCAGGUCACUGGGUUGCUUCCCAACCGAGGCAGAACUACAUGAACUGCUUACAAAGGUAGAAGAAGAAGAACCGACCGGAUACAUUCAUCUGGAAAAAUUUCUUCCAGUGAUGACAAAAGUACUACUCGACAGAAGCUGCCGGCCAAUUCCAGAAGAUGUUCUUCUACAUGCAUUUGAGGCUUUGGAUGAGAAUAAAUGUGGAUAUAUUACUAAAGAGGAGCUGGUCAAAUAUUUGACUGAAGAAGGUAACAUGACUUUUGUAAUAUCAGUAUUUAAGUAAAUAAACAUUUCAUGUGUAUAUGGCA
Gavia stellata (red-throated loon) is the source of this 381-nucleotide messenger RNA. It is a transcript of the gene EFCAB2, whose product is annotated as EF-hand calcium binding domain 2. The record is from RefSeq and is a predicted model, not a curated record. The transcript is spliced from 5 exons. Gene Ontology annotation, molecular function: calcium ion binding. Bases 6 to 356 code for a protein of 116 amino acids. NCBI's taxonomy places the organism in Eukaryota, Metazoa, Chordata, Aves, Gaviiformes, Gaviidae.